GAAAUACAUUUAGUUGUUACAAGAUUUUGUAGUAAACCACUGCGAAAAUUACUUUAAAAUUUAUAAAUUUAUUUUUACACAAGUUAGCAAACUUGUGUAAACAAGUUUAGUUUCAAAUAGCAAUUUGAAACUAAACAAAGUCAACGUUGACGAUGUUUUCCAAGGAAGCAAUUUAUUUAUUUUUAAUUUCGUGCUGUGUAUCGGAAAUAGUUGCUGUGACUGGUGGAUCUCUGAUCGGAGCAAAAUCGGGAACAAAUCGAAUAGAGGAUGUGAAACUAAGAUUUUAUAAUGGACAAACAGUAGAUCAGCAUGUGGACAUUCCUCUCAGUCAGGCAGAGCAGUUAAUGCAAGUUGAGAUCUUUAACCACAACAGCCCCACCGUCUUCUACAUUCAUGGAUACGUUGAAGUUCCUGAUCAGGAAAGUAUAAAGACCAUCGUGAACGCCUACUUGCAGACAAAGCCGGGUACAAACGUAAUAUUACUAGACUGGUCUGAAAUGGCACAAGGAUCUUACACAUUCAGUGCUGUAUGGAACGCCAAAAAGGUUGGACCUGCUGUAGCAGAACAGUUGAAUAAGUUGAUUGACCUAGGACUACCCUUAGAGAAGUUACACAUUAUUGGUUUUUCAUUGGGCUGCCAUGUGGCAGGAUACACUGCAAGGGAACUCAAGACCAGAUACAAUAAACUUGUCAAAAGGGUAACAGUACUUGAUCCCGCCUAUCCGUCGUUCUACCCAAAUACCAUUUUCUUGCAACAUGUGAACGCAGGCGAUGCAGAAUUCGUGGAUGCCAUACAUACUGACGGCGGUGGUUAUGGCGCACCGGUACCAACUGGAACGGCUGACUUCUGGCCAAAUGGUGGCCUCCGCAAACAACCUGGAUGCCCUCUAUUUGCCCCGAUACCACUCUCCGAUGAAAAUCUAUGCAGUCAUUGGAGAUCGUGGCAGUAUUACGCAGAAUCAGUGAGGAAUCCUGAAGCUUUCCCUGCUUCUCCUGCUUUAUCUUACAUGUACUUCCAAUUAAAUCCAAACCGUGCUCAGGGAAUGAAGUAUAUGGGAUAUGGCUGUGAUAGCAAUGCUCGAGGAAAUUAUUACUUAACUACAAAUAGCCAGGCACCAUUUGCAAGAGGAAUGAACGGGAUAUAAGUAGAGGACUUCAAUUUCAUAUAUUUUUUUAUAUGUUACUCUUUUGAUAUUUUGUCCUUUUUAUUACUCGUAUUAUAAAAUAGGGCUUUAGAACAUUUAUUUUAUACUACUGCUUUUGCGUCUAUACUUUUAAAAGUUUUUUUGCUUUUGCUUCUUUAGUUGUUUCAUCGAAAGUAGUUGUUAACCAUUUUCAGGAAUAAAACAAGUAAAAUAUAA
Molecule: messenger RNA, 1361 nt
Organism: Spodoptera frugiperda (fall armyworm)
Lineage: Eukaryota; Metazoa; Arthropoda; Insecta; Lepidoptera; Noctuidae
Product: pancreatic triacylglycerol lipase
Exons: 8
Coding region: 153-1145 (330 amino acids)
Molecular function (GO): lipase activity
Source: RefSeq, a predicted model, not a curated record